AUGCCUGCUCUUCAACUUCUUUCUACCGAACUCGAGAACUCCAAAUGGGAAAAUGAAGCAUUACUGAACAAGAUUCAGACAUUGAUGAAUCAAGGAUUGGUCCUGGCAAGUCGCAGAGCACCGGACAACCGCGUAUUUUCCGUUGAAGAGCUUGCAUGGUUUGCCAAGGCGAGUUACAGCAUUGCUUCCAGCGCAUUCAGAUCGACCAAAAUGGAGCCCGUCAUGCAUUUACUAGACAUCUCUAUCAAAUUCGCCGAUACGUGUCAACAAACGGAUAGAACAGAGCACAUUGUUCCAUCAGAACAUUAUCUUCUCUGCGACUCUCUCAAAAUAGCCAGAAUAGCGAUAGAAGCCCGCAAAGAAAUUAGCGUCGAUGAGAAGCAUAAGCACUACAGCGCUAUUCACAGAAUUGGUACACACUUUCGAGAGCUGUUCAAGGGCCAAACGGUCGAACACAGCACUAAUGCUCAGUACGAAAAAUGGCUUUCCCAGCACCGUACUAUCCUUGCCCUCGAUCUUGAGGCAUCUAUCUUCUUAGAAAAUUGGACCGGUGUCUGCACAAUCAUCGAGGAAGCUAGCCCAAUCUUGGACGAGAGACUCAGCUCAGUAUUUCUAGACGGUAUUCUGCGCUCUGAAGGUCACCUAAAAGCCAAAGUACAAGCCGUCAAGACCCUGCUCCGCACCCUGCACGCCUCCCAUUCCCCCUAUACAAACAAGUCAACCUUCAUGAAUCAAACCCUUCCCCGCUACAUUCGCUGUCUGUUCCAACUCUCCCUCGACGCAGCAGAGUACCAGCUCGCAGAGUCAAUUCUUGAUCAGUCUCUCAUAUUAGUUCAAGAAAGACAUGCAGAAGCCGGGAACAAUGCCAGUCUGUCACUACCGGGGUAUCCCGAGGACGAGAUACGAUGGCUAUCAACCGUGGCAUUCAAUCGAGCGGUGGAUUACUACCUCGCUGCAGCGGAUGCAGAUUGCCGACGAUGGGCGGGAAAGGCAAUCAACCUUGCUGAUAUGGCAAAAGAUGAUGGUGCACUGGGAAGGUUAUUACGGGGGAAAUUGGAGAUGCUGGCUUGA
This is a messenger RNA of Aspergillus luchuensis, 1071 nucleotides long. RefSeq lists its product as uncharacterized. Lineage: Eukaryota; Fungi; Ascomycota; Eurotiomycetes; Eurotiales; Aspergillaceae. The record is from RefSeq and is a predicted model, not a curated record. Gene Ontology annotation, biological process: regulation of synaptonemal complex assembly. The coding region runs from base 1 to 1071 and encodes 356 amino acids. The transcript is spliced from 5 exons.